CCAAGAUGGUCAUCAGUUAAUCGGUUACGUUCGCUCGGUGCACCUCUAGUCCCCUCUGUGUGUUUUCUGUGACCCCAGUGAAGAUGAAACCCUUUGCCUUUAUCGUUCUGGCUGCCCUCAGCUUGGCCGUGGUCGAUGGACGUCCCGGUGCCAAUGGCUAUCUGCCACCUCUGCCCCUCAAGGAGGUGUCCGCUGCGCCCAGUUUCCAGCAGGUGGUGCAGCCACAGAUUCAGCAGCAGAUCCAGCAUCAGAUCCAGUCGCAGGUCCACAUUCAGCCACAGAUCCAGGCCCAUGUGGAGUCCAUCAAGGCCUCCAUCCCAUUGGCCAGCUUCACCAUCCACUCGGGCGGACAGCAGCAUUACCAGAGUGCUCCGGCUCCGGUUCCGGUUUCGAUCCCUGCCCCUGUUCCUGCUCCAGUUUCUAUCCCUGCCCCUUCUCCAGUUUCGAUCCCAGCCCCUGUUCCUGCUCCCGUUGAGAUCCCCCAGCCAGCUCCCCAGGUGAUCUACGAGCCACCCAAGCCCAUUGUGGCCACACAGACAGCGGUGAGGAACGCCUAUCUGCCACCCACUCCCGUCCAGCAGUUUGUGCCCGCUCCAGAGCCAGUGGUUGAAACCGUUGCACCACAGCAGGAGACCAUCACUUACUCGGCUCCAGCUCCCGCACCAGUUCCAAUUGCGGUGCCAGUUCCUGCUAUCCAUGAACAACAUCAGGUGGUACACCAGACUUACUCCGCUCCGGCUCCAGUGGUUCAGGAACAACACUACAGUGCUCCAGCUCCAGUGGUCCAGCAGACUUACUUUGCUCGAGCUCCAGUGGUUCAGGAACAACACUACAGUGCUCCGGCUCCUGUGGUCCAGCAGACUUACUCUGCUCCGGCUCCCGUCCCAGUUCUUAUUGCAGUGCCAGUUCCUGCUAUCCAUGAACAGCAUCAGGUGGUGCACCAGACUUACUCUGCUCCUGCUCCCGCUCCAGUGGUUCAGGAACAGUUCUACAGUGCUCCAGCUCCUGCGGUUCAGCAGUCCUACUCCGCCCCAGCUCCUGUUGCUCAGCAGACCUACUCCUACCCAGCUCCAGUGGUUCAGCAGGCUCCUGUCAUUCAGCAAGCACCAGUGGUUCAGGAAGUGGUUCAGCAGGCUCCAGUGGUCCAACAGACCUACAGCGCUCCGGCUCCAGUGGUACAGGAAGUGGUUCAGCAGGCUCCAGUGGUUCAACAGACCUACAGCGCUCCCGCCCCAGUGGUUCAGCAGACAUACGCUGCUCCCGCUCCUGUGGUUCAGGAGGCCAUUCAGCAAGCACCUGUGAUACAGCAGGCUCCUGUGGUUCAGGAAGUUGCUCAGCAGGCUCCAGUGGUUCAACAGACCUACUCCUACCCAGCUCCAGUGGUUCAGCAGGCUCCUGUCAUUCAGCAAGCCCCUGUCAUUCAGCAAGCCCCUGUGGUUCAGGAAGUGGUUCAGCAGGCUCCAGUGGUUCAACAGACCUACAGCGCUCCCGCUCCAGUGGUGCAGGAAGUGGUUCAGCAGGCUCCAGUGGUUCAGCAGACCUAUUCGGCUCCCGCUCCCGCUCCAGUGGUUCAACAGACCUACUCCGCUCCGGCUCCCGUUUCGAUCCCUGAACCGGUUCAGCAGAUUGUGCAGCAACAGCAAUACAGUGGCUACUCCUACCAGGCUCCUCAGCCCGUGUCCAUUCCUGCUCCAGCUCCGGUUCAGGUGUCCCUUCCCGCUCCCGCUCCUGUGCAGCUCCAGCAAUCCUUUGUGCCAGCACCACCUGCCCCCCUUCCCGUCCAGCAGCCACCCCAACCCAUUGUACAGUACACCCCACCGGUGGUGCAACAGCAGGUGACCUACACCCAGUCCGCUCCCGCUCCUGCUCCUGCUCCCCUUCCCAUCGUCCAGAAGACUGAGAUCGUGGCCGCUCCCGCUCCAGUUCCAGUUCCAGCUCCCGUGGAGAUCGGAACGACCUAUGCCGCCAACGGUGGCUACCUGUACAAGUAGGAUGCCCGUGAACGGACCCCAGCGGAGGUCCGAACUCGCAUCGAGUUGUGGAUCGAACAUUAAUCGCUGAUCGGUUCAUCUGAACUUAGUGUUACGUAGCCAAUUUCUAGCACAUUUUUUGUUAUCGUUAUACAAUUUUUGUUACGUUUUUGUUAAUCAAUAAACUGUUUUUGUUAU
Molecule: messenger RNA, 2168 nt
Organism: Drosophila suzukii
Lineage: Eukaryota; Metazoa; Arthropoda; Insecta; Diptera; Drosophilidae
Product: skin secretory protein xP2
Biological process (GO): positive regulation of transcription by RNA polymerase II
Cellular component (GO): RNA polymerase II transcription regulator complex
Molecular function (GO): transcription coactivator activity
Source: RefSeq, a predicted model, not a curated record